GGAAGGCGGAGCCAGCGGCGGCCGAGGCUCCCGGCACCCGCUCGGCUCCCGGUCUGGAGCUGAGAUUCCGGCGCGCCGAGAAUCCACAGGCAGAGAUCUGACCAGCACAGACAUGCCGGUGCUGUCCGAGGACUCUGGUUUGCAUGAAACCCUGGCACUACUGACCUCUCAGCUCAGACCUGACUCCAACCAGAAGGAAGAGAUGGGCUUCCUGAGGGAUGUUUUCAGUGAAAAAAGCCUCAGCUAUUUAAUGAAGAUUCACGAGAAGCUUCGCUAUUACGAGAGGCAAAGUCCAACCCCCGUUCUGCACAGCGCUGUGGCCCUUGCCGAGGAUGUGAUGGAGGAGCUGCAGGCCGCCUCCAUGCACAGUGACGAGAGGGAACUGCUCCACCUGCUGUCCACCCCUCACCUCAGGGCCAUGCUCAUGGUACAUGACACGGUUGCCCAGAAGAAUUUUGACCCUGUUCUCCCCCCUCUGCCCGAUACUAUUGAUGAGGAUUUUGAUGAAGAAUCAGUGAAGAUUGUCCGCCUGGUGAAAAACAAGGAACCCCUGGGGGCCACCAUCCGGCGGGAUGAGCACUCAGGGGCUGUCGUGGUGGCCAGGAUCAUGCGAGGGGGCGCGGCAGACCGGAGCGGCCUGGUCCACGUUGGAGACGAGCUCCGGGAAGUGAACGGGAUCACGGUCCUGCACAAGCGGCCUGACGAGAUUAGCCAGAUUCUGGCGCAAUCCCAGGGGUCCAUCACCCUGAAAAUCAUCCCAGCCACCCAGGAGGAGGACCGCUUGAAGGACAGCAAGGUGUUCAUGCGGGCCCUCUUCCACUACAACCCUCGGGAGGACCGGGCCAUCCCCUGCCAGGAGGCAGGCCUGCCCUUCCAGCGUAGGCAGGUCCUGGAAGUGGUGAGCCAGGACGACCCCACGUGGUGGCAGGCCAAGCGAAUGGGGGACACCAACCUUCGAGCUGGCCUCAUCCCCUCCAAGCAGUUCCAGGAAAGGCGACUAAGCUACCGGAGAGCCACGGGCACCCUGCCGAGCCCCCAGAGCCUCAAGAAGCCCCCGUAUGAUCAGCCUUGUGACAAAGAGACCUGUGACUGUGAGGGGUAUUUCAAAGGACACUACGUGGCUGGUCUUCGGAGGAGCUUCCGGCUGGGCCGCAGGGAGAGACUGGGAAGCCCGCAGGAAGGAAAGACAUCCGCAGUGGCCGAGUCUCCGGAGCUGCCGACCUACGAGGAGGUGACCAGGUACCAGCACCAGCCCGGCGAGCAGCCCCGCCUGGUGGUUCUGAUCGGGUCUCUGGGAGCCCGACUGCACGAGCUGAAGCAGAAGGUGGUGGCAGAGAACCCACAGCACUUUGGUGUUGCCGUUCCACAUACCACCAGGCCCAGGAAGAGCCAUGAGGAGGAUGGGGUGGAAUAUCACUUCGUCUCUAAGCAAGCAUUUGAGGCCGACUUGCAUCACAACAAGUUCCUGGAGCACGGUGAAUAUAAGGAAAACCUCUAUGGAACCAGCCUGGAAGCUAUUCAGGUUGUGAUGGCCAAAAACAAAGUGUGUUUGGUGGACGUGGAGCCAGAUGCACUGCAACAACUGAGGACCUCAGAGUUUAAACCCUACGUUAUAUUUGUAAAGCCUGCAAUUCAGGAAAAGAGGAAGACGCCACCCAUGUCCCCAGCUUGUGAGGAUGCAGCAGCCCCAAUUGAUGAGGAGCAGCAAGAGAUGGCCGCCUCUGCUGCCUUCAUAGACCAGCAUUACGGGCACCUGGUAGACGCUGUGUUGGUGAAGGAGGACCUCCAGAGUGCGUACAGCCAGCUCAGAGUGCUCUUAGAGAGGCUGAGCAAGGACACUCACUGGGUACCUAUUAGUUGGGUCAGGUAACUGUAUCCUAGAACAUCCAGGUUGGAGGGGACCUGGAAGACCACCUGGUCCAGGCUCCCCCAUGUUACCAUCAAGGAAUCUCAAGCGAGAGGGGCAGAAUUUUCCAUAAACUUCAUCAUCAAGAAGAGUCUAUGUGGGGAGUCUUGUUUGUUGCUGGUUUUUGUCUGUGGCUUUUCACUGCACCCCUUUGGAGCCGAAAAUACAAGUUGAAAGGGAGCAUAUCACAAAAUAACACAUGUCAUUCAUUAAAGUAUCACAGGCAAGUUGACCCUGAUUCUCUGUACCAAAGUUGAGUAGCCACUGUCUUUUGGAGGGUGGUGGUGGUGAAUGUAUACAGUACCAAUUUGCAGAGGUAUUUAAGCUUUAUAAACAGAGUGACAUUUCAUUUAUCCAGCUUUGUUGGAAGUUGAGUUGUUUUACCCAAGAGGAUUUUCCAUGCAAUUGAAGUUCCCCUGUCUUCAGGCACUAAAAUGUUGAUUUUUAACCUUUUCGAUAGUGUGUGUUUGCCUGGUAAUGGAAAACGUGGUUCUCUGCCUUCUUAAAUAGUGAGGAUUCAUCAACUUUUUUGGCAGACUAAGGCACGCUUCCCUGUCACCAUGAUUUACUGUACUCUUCUAUGAUACAGUGGUGUUUUCAGGGACUCUUGCGGAAUGUAAGGCUGCUUGUGCCUUUUCUAAAUAUUCUCAGACUCUGAAACUUGACGCUUGCUUGCUUUGAUUUAUUUUAUUCCAUCACUUGUCCUUCUUGUUACUGACAGCUCUCCUGGUUCUCACCUGUUCCUACCUUCAGAUUAUAGGGGCUCCUAUCCUGCUGCAUCAUGGGAAACCAGAUGAUUCCCCCCUGUCAUAACUAUGCCUAAGUCACAAUAAAUCAGUCCUGACCGUCAAAAUCAAAGUAUAUAGACUCUGAGUGUGGGCCUGAUGGGUUGUCUCUGAGCAAA
Molecule: messenger RNA, 2810 nt
Organism: Balaenoptera musculus (blue whale)
Lineage: Eukaryota; Metazoa; Chordata; Mammalia; Artiodactyla; Balaenopteridae
Gene: MPP3
Product: membrane palmitoylated protein 3
Exons: 19
Coding region: 113-1870 (585 amino acids)
Cellular component (GO): cell-cell junction; plasma membrane
Molecular function (GO): protein binding
Source: RefSeq, a predicted model, not a curated record